This is a messenger RNA of Nicotiana tabacum (common tobacco), 2098 nucleotides long. The record is from RefSeq and is a predicted model, not a curated record. Lineage: Eukaryota; Viridiplantae; Streptophyta; Magnoliopsida; Solanales; Solanaceae.
AUGUCUGAACUUCAGCUAUAUGUGCCUGAAGUUUAUGAAAACUUUGCUUCUAGCGUUGUUCGCGAUCGCGAAGAUCUGGCCGUGAUUGCGAAAGUAUUUGAGUUGCUUUUGGCUAAUUUUGAGCCAUUCGGAUGUCGGUAUGCACGUGGUGGCAUUUUUGGAGUAUCGCUUGGCUUGCUCGAUAUCAGAAUUAGCUCGUUCGAGAUGCUAGAUACUGAUGCUACUGCGUACAGCGGGAGCUGGAUCGGAAGUCGUACCUGCAUUCCAGUCACAACUGCCUCUUGUUCUUGUUUCUUUUGGAACAAAAUUACUACUACUACUAAAAAAAAUCUAAUCAUUUCGUACUUCUCUAUAUUUCCACAAGUACCUCAGCCGCCUUUAUUUCAGUUCCAUCUAAUUUCUGCUUCUCCACUGUUGGGACAUAAAGAAGCUUGUGGAAUUUACCAUGUUGACUAUUCAGAUGAACUGAAUCGCCAAGUAUUUUAUGUCAACGGCAUAUUAGUAGACAAACUUUUAUUCUGCGGCACCCUCAAAUUUGAUCGUGCAAAACAUUGCUUUAUCCAAAAUUUUGGGUUUCAAUAUUGUGGAUUGGACUUAUCGAUUGAUGAGUUGCAUUUCAAGUCGGGAAGAAAAUUUCUACAAAAGGUGGUCAGACAAGGAUCCAGUGAACACAAUUUUGAUGAUACAGCAGCACGGAAGCCUAAGGAAAAACGUGCUGAUAAUUUUUCAGUAACCCCCCAAAAGUUGGUCAUGGCGGUACCAGUAUUUUUUAUUCUUUGCUGCGGCUUAAUUUGCCCUUGUUUUCGUGCGAGGAAGAAGGAAACGGAUCAAUCUGCUCUUGUAAAGGAUCCUAAUUCAAUGGACUCUGGUUCCUCCAUGGAGAUGAAUUUUGUUCCUGAAAAGGCACCCGGCAGUCCGCUACGAGUGCCAGCUAGUCCACUUCGAGUGCCGCCUAGUCCCUCUAGAUUUAGCAUGUCUCCAAAACUCAAUCGAAUUGGCUCCAUUCACCUCAACGUGAAUCAGGCUCUCAGAGCUACCCAAAAUUUCUCUCCGUCCCAAAAAAUUGGAGAGGGAGGGUUUGGAACGGUAUACAAAGCUCAACUACCGGAUGGUCAAGUAGUUGCCAUUAAACGUGCGAAGAAGGAGCAUUUUGAUUCUUUGAGCAAUGAAUUUAGAAGUGAAGUUGAGCUUUUGGCAAAAAUUGAGCACCGUAACCUAGUUAGGCUUCUUGGUUAUGUUGAUAGGGGAAAUGAACGCCUCAUCAUUACGGAGUAUGUGCCUAAUGGUACACUAAGAGAACAUCUAGAUGGUGGACGUGGGAAAAUCUUAGAUUUCAAUCAGCGACUUGAAAUUGCAAUUGAUAUUGCUCAUGGUCUAACUUACCUCCAUCUAUAUGCUGAGAAGCAAAUUAUCCAUAGAGAUGUGAAGUCAUCAAAUAUUCUCCUGACAGAGAGCAUGCGUGCCAAAGUUGCGGAUUUUGGAUUUGCACGACUUGGAGACUCAGACUCUGAUAAAACACACGUUUCAACCAAAGUGAAAGGCACCGUUGGUUACCUUGAUCCUGAGUACAUGAAAACAUAUCAACUCACGCCAAAAAGUGAUGUCUACUCAUUUGGGGUAUUGUUAUUAGAAGUUUUAACGGGCCGUCGUCCUGUAGAGCUUAAAAGACCUCCUGAUCAGAGGGUGACACUUAGAUGGGCUUUUAGGAAAUACAAUGAAGGAUGCAUGUUGGAAAUGUUGGACCCUCAAAUGAAGGAAUCCGUGAGCGGGGAGAUACUGGUGAAAAUGUUUGGUUUGGCUAUCCAGUGUGCAGCACCUACACGAAAAGAUCGCCCGGAUAUGAAGAUUGUUGGGGAGCAGCUUUGGGCAAUUAGAAUGGAUUAUUUGAGGAAUGGAAGAAGACAGUAAUAACUGCAAAUAUACUGUUGUGACUAAUACCAAGUUUAUUCCCUAGAAAGGAUAAUCUUCCACUUAUUGUUUGUAUAUGUGAGCAGUUAAGGUACUUUUCUUGAUAUUGAUUCACUGAUCUCUGGUGUGCUCAAAGUAUAUUGUAUUUUGUAUUUGUCGAUCCCAUUAGUCGUCUAUCUUCAUCGAAGAA